Molecule: messenger RNA, 1085 nt
Organism: Pundamilia nyererei
Lineage: Eukaryota; Metazoa; Chordata; Actinopteri; Cichliformes; Cichlidae
Gene: dnajc8
Product: DnaJ (Hsp40) homolog, subfamily C, member 8
Exons: 9
Coding region: 34-786 (250 amino acids)
Cellular component (GO): nucleus
Source: RefSeq, a predicted model, not a curated record
AUGUCACGACGUCACAUGUAAACCCGAGCGAAGAUGGCGACCGCCGAGGGAGAGUCUUCUGUGCAUAGUGUGUCGGAUGAAUUAUUUCAAAAUUUUUACACUGAGGUGAAGCAGAUCGAGAAGCGAGACUCUGUGUUAACCUCCAAGCAGCAGAUUGACAGACUGCUCAGACCUGGCGCAUCAUACUUCAAUCUCAACCCUUUUGAGGUUCUGCAAAUUGAUCCAGAGGCAACAGAUGAUGAACUGAAGAAAAGGUUUCGGGCGUUGUCCAUUUUGGUCCAUCCAGACAAAAAUCAGGGCGAUCCAGACAGAGCACAGAAAGCGUUCGAAGCUGUGGACAAGGCAUACAAACUCUUACUGGAUCCAGAGCAGAAGAAGAGAGCCUUAGAUGUGAUUCAUGCAGGAAAGGAAUAUGUGGAGCAUAUGGUAAAAGAGAAAAGGAAACAGUUGAAGAAAGAAGGGAAACCACUGGAUGUAGAGGAAGAUGAUCCCGAAAUGUUCAAGCAAGCAGUGUACAAACAGACCAUGAAGCUGUUUGCAGAGCUGGAAAUCAAGAGAAAGGAGAGGGAAGCAAAGGAAAUGCAUGAAAGGAAAAGGGCGAGAGAAGAAGAAAUCGAGGCAGCAGAGAACGCUAAGCGGCAGCGAGAGUGGCAGAAAAACUUUGAGGAAACAAGAGAUGGGCGUGUGGACAGCUGGAGGAACUUCCAGGCCAAAGGAAAAAGCAAAGAGAAGAAGAACAGGUCCUUCCUAAAGCCCCCUAAAGUCAAAAUGGAACAGAGGGAAUGAUGUAAAACUGGACUUCACUCAAUUAAAAUCCACUGUUUAAAUGAAAGAAACACUUCUGUGUAUCCUCUCCUUGUUGUCUGCGGUCAUCUGUGUAAUCAUCAUCAUCACAGCCAUCAGCAUUGUGUCGUAGGACAACAUCCCGACCCCGACAGCUGUAGUUUUGUACUUGGCUUUUCUAAUGUACAUAUUUAUGAUGUGGAGCUGGAGAUCAUACCUGCCCCGGUUAAUAAAGAAAUGAUGCAUCUUCCAUUCGUGUGACAGAGGGUGGAAGCAUGGUUUGCUGUCAUUUGCUUUCUUGU